Molecule: messenger RNA, 4840 nt
Organism: Delphinapterus leucas (beluga whale)
Lineage: Eukaryota; Metazoa; Chordata; Mammalia; Artiodactyla; Monodontidae
Source: RefSeq, a predicted model, not a curated record
GGCCCCGGGGCGGCGGGGGGGCCGGGGCGGCUGCCCGGGCCGGGGCCCUGCGUGUUGCCCUGCGGCCGGCCGGGGCCCACGGAGCCGCGCCCCGCAGCCGGGGGUCGGUCAGCGCGGCUCAUGGGAUGCCCGGCUGUCCGGCUUCGCGAGACCAGCCCUCGCGCCGAUUUCCCCUCCUGUGGAACUUGCACCGUAACUGCCAGCCGGCUGGCCUCUAGGGCUGGAUGGGACCCCCAGCUGUAAAGAGAGGACGUGGGUCAUCCUCCAGCUGUGAGCGCAGCGGUCGGGAGAGCCCCCAGAGGUCAGCUCCCGGGAGGGCGGGUGCCUUCUCUCCAUCCUGGCAUCCGUUCCCCUCAACAACCGCCCCCCUCCCCGCACAGGCCAGGGACAGCGAUAACGCCACCCCCAGCGAGCUGUCAGUGACACAGCAGGUCCAGGGGCCCUUGCCCACCGGCAGAGGAGGCAGCCGUGCCAUAGUUCGGUUUAGGCGGCUCGAAAGCCUCGCGCCCAAAAUAGCCAUCUGACUGAGGGUCUCCACCUUGAAAUAUUCCUGCCAAACAAACGUGAAUUUGCGGGGACGUGUGUUUGCCCGCCUUCGGGAGAGGCUUCCUCUUAACCUGCGGGGUCGGGGGGUGGGCGGAGGUGCCCUCCUUGUCUGUUGUCUCAGUUUUCCCCGGGUACCAAAUGCUUCUAUGUGCUCUGGACUUUACACGCUCAUCUGUGUCUCUGGAGAGAUACCCCUCCAAAGAGUUUAUUAGUUAGUAAUAAACUAAGGAGCUUAUUACUCUUAAAUGUGCCAAAACUUAAGGUAUAAUGUUGUUUUGGAGACGGGUGCAAGUAGUGCCUUUCAUCCCUCCCUCCAUCCAUUCAUUCAUCCAACAAACGGUUUAUUGAGGACCUGCUAUUGGCUGGACCUGGCUGGGGGUGGGGAUACUGCAGUGAAUAAAAAUACAAACAAAGCCUCUUCUGUCCUGGGCUUUGGUUGGUAUUGACUUUGACCGCAGGGGCAGCCAGGACCUUAGGGUCUGGGACAUCACUUCAUGGGAGAGUGCGGGAGGGACUGAGAGGUGUUCACCUGGGGGAAGAGGACUGGCAGCUGCUUCCCAGCGUGGAGAAGAGUCUUGUGGCAGGAAGACUGGCUCUGCCUUUCGCAGAGGCACUCUUGUCAAUAUCCAGGCGGUGCUGUUUUACUGUUGAGUGUGUUGCAGGCCUGGGAGUAGAGGGGCCACAGUUAAAGCUUAAGUGCUGUGUCGAGUAAUUGUGUUGUCAUUGGAGAAGCUGAUCAGGAAAAUGCAAACUUAAAGAUAUCUUGGAGCUGGAGCUGGGGGAGAGGAGGCUGUGUUGAGCUGGGCAGGUAGUGGGUCAAAAAGGGGCCAGCGAAGGGAGGCCUAGAGGAGAACUUAGCAAAAGUUUGUCAGAGUCUCCUUACACCUUCUGAAUCUUACCCCUACUUUGAACUUUUUCAGCCUGUGCAAUGAAACUGUGGGAUAACUACAGUGGAGGAUAACUACCGAAGGAGCAUUGGCAUGGGGGCCCAAGGGGUCCUUGAUGCCUGCCUGUUCAUCUGCUGCAGAUCUGGCUGUGGCAUGAGCUCGAGUGACCCAUGCGUUUGUGAACCCUCACUGCUCUGCCCACCUGCCUGUGGCCUUUGUGUCUUACCUCUGCCAUUGAACUAUCAAAUCGUGGAGUGUAAGGAAACUGCAGGUCCGAAUCUGAAGGAGUGGCUGAGGGAGCAGUUUUGUGACCAUCCGCUGGAGCAUUGUGAGGACACGAGGCUCCACGAUGCAGCCUACGUGGGGGACCUCCAGACCCUCCGGAGCCUGCUGCAGGAGGAGAGCUACCGGAGCCGCAUCAACGAGAAGUCUGUGUGGUGCUGCGGCUGGCUGCCCUGCACACCACUGCGCAUCGCGGCCACUGCAGGCCACGGGGACUGCGUGGACUUCCUGAUCCGGAAGGGGGCUGAGGUGGACCUGGUGGACGUGAAGGGACAGACGGCCCUGUACGUGGCCGUGGUGAACGGGCACCUGGAGAGCGCCCAGAUCCUUCUGGAAGCCGGCGCCGACCCCAAUGGAAGCCGGCACCACCGCAGCACCCCUGUCUACCACGCCUCCCGGGUGGGCAGGGCAGACAUCCUGAAGGCCCUCAUCAGGUACGGGGCCGAUGUCGAUGUCAACCACCACCUGACUCCUGACGUCCAGCCCCCUUUCUCCCGGCGGCUCACCUCCUUGGUGGUCUGCCCCCUGUACAUCAGUGCAGCCUACCACAACCUCCAGUGCUUCAAGCUGCUCCUGCAGGCUGGGGCAAACCCGGACUUCAACUGCAAUGGCCCCGUCAAUACGCAGGGCUUCUACAGGGGCUCCCCCGGCUGCGUCAUGGAUGCUGUCCUGCGUCACGGCUGUGAGGCGGCCUUCGUUAGCCUGCUUGUGGAGUUCGGAGCCAACCUGAACCUGGUGAAGUGGGAAUCCUUGGGCCCAGAGUCGAGAGGCAGAAGGAAGGUAGACCCUGAGGCUCUGCAGGUCUUUAAAGAGGCCAGAAGUGUCCCCAGGACCUUGCUGAAUCUGUGCCGCGUGGCCGUGAGAAGAGCGCUUGGCAAAUACCGACUCCAUCUGAUUCCCUCGCUGCCUCUGCCAGACCCCAUAAAAAAGUUUCUGCUGUAUGAGCAGAAUUCACGAGCAGUGGUUGACUGCAGUGAGGAGGAAGCAAUCUCCAGAGCCAGUCGACACCGAUUCUUGCCCCUGUGACCACGUCCUGUGCUGCUGACUAAAUCCCACCUGGCUGUUGGUGAAGCGGAAUCAGCCUUGUCCUCAUGGAUUGUAUUCCAUCUCAGGUGCUUGGGGCGUCGGACAGUCCUUAGGUCGGUAUCAGCCGAAAGGCUCGUACAAAAUUAAUUUUGUUCUUCCUCAAUGUCUGUGUUUUGGAAAUUAAUGAAAUGGGCCUUGAAAUGUGAGCAAGUUCGGGCUGAGCUUGGAGGCCUGCUGACUUCCCCAGGAGGGGGAACUAUCACCUUGCAGGGCUGUGCUGCUGCGUUUGCCUCUCAGCUUGAUUAACGCGAAAUGAAAAGGAGUCUUGCUAUAAAAGUACAGAGAUGCACUUCCUGAACUUACCAGUUUGUUUCCCGUGCUCCUGGGGUAGACGUGUGACAUUAUCACACGCACCCCGUUUCCUUGCCGCUUCACUGUUCUCUCCUUGUGGCGGAGGCGUCAUAUUAAUUGUCUUCAUUCAAGGAUGGUUUCCUGGCCACGUGGAUUGGCUUUACUGCCUCAAAGUCAAUACCUGCAUUUGUUCACAGCCUCUUUAGGUAACGCUCAGAGUUCUGCAACGCUGCACCUGUCUGAUACCUACCUGUGCCUAGCAUCAUGCCAACAGGUCUCAUGAGUUCUCUGCCAUUUCACUUUGGGGAGCUUCCAGACAGUUGAUUGAUUUUAGGAGGCCAACGCUGAAAUAGCCAGUAAUUGACUGCCUACAUUCGGACCAAGGACUGUCCAACAGCAUUCACUGCCAGUUCUAAAAGAGGAGGAUGCCUGCGGCGCUGUCUUCUCGUCCUUGCACAUACCAGAAAGUGCAAACUUCAGUCAUCUUCUGGAUGGUUCGAAGCUUUCGGUUGCUUUGUGUUCAGUGGACAAAACAUCUGCUGUUUGGUUGAUUGAUCUUCACUUUUUUGGACCUAAUUGUCUUGGUAGUUGCUCCUAGAACCGAAGAAGGGGAUAGCAGUGAGGUCAGAGGGCUUCCCCUGGCCUGCUGGGGGUGGUGAGAAGUGAGAGGAAUGAGCUGGCUUGUCACCUGACGGACGGCUCGGCUGUGGGCAGGGCUCACUCACACCUGGGCUGCGUGGCCAGGUGUGUGGCCAUGUCGGCACAGGUGGGCCAGCGGCUGCCUCUUUAGAGCAUCCAGGUGCUGCUGUUUCCAGGGAAAUCACAUCUGGUAAUUUGAGGCCUCAGGGCCAUUGUGUGGAUCCAUGGUGAUUCUGACCUUUAGAAGUGUUUAGAAACGGGCAGCUUUCAAAUCUGAGUUUGGAUUUUCUGCAAUAAGAGAAAUCUAAUUUGUAACAAUUGAACUAAUGAUAGGGGUUUAUUUAAUUAUUAGCGUCAUUAUGUGUCUUCACCGACCAGACAGGCAGUGUCUGGUCAUUGUCUUCUGUGGCUCGAGGAUGGAAUUCUGAACUCCACCUCCUGUGUCAUGGAUGGACGUGUGUUGGAAAGCCAGGCUGGCCCGUAUAUGUACAUAUGAGGUCUGAGGGGGGGCCGUCGAUGAUUUGGGGGGGCCAACGUAGCCGCUGGAGGCUUCACCUCAUUACAAGCGGUGGCCAAGGCGUAAGUGUUGGAUGGCUUCUGAGGCCCGAGACCGGGCUGUGUGCUGCUCCUCAGGACGGGGAGCCUGCUUGGCUGGUCGCAUUCAGAGCUCGGAGUCAGGAGAGGCUUCCUGAGAGGAGAGGAGCUGCAGGUGGGCGGCCGAUGUGGCCCUUUGCAGCCGGAGCUGAGUGCUGCAGGGCUUCAGCCCAGGCCGGGGAUCAGCUGCGUUCCUGUGGCACGUGUGGGGGGACCACACCAGAGCUGGGCUGCGGCUGGGCCAGGAGCUGCGGGGAGCUGGGGCUCUGCCUGCACUUAGGGAAGGGUUGUGUGGAAGCUCGAGCCACCCAGAGGUGGGCUGGGCCGCUGGAGGGGGCUUCGUGUCACUGGGGGUGUGUCAAUGCUGGCUUGUCACCUCCGUGGGCGGGCUGAGAGAGGUGUAUCAGGAGUGGUUAGCUCCCCUUACUUUUUUUUUUUUUAAGAAGAUGUUGGGGGUAGGAGUUUAUUAAUUAAUUAAUUUAUUUUUGCUGUGUUGGGUCUUCAUUUCUGUGCGA